GCCCGGUACCUGGUGUUCUUUCAGUACUUUGGCACCAGGUACAGUGGGGUGAUGGAGACCAAGAGUGACCAGGCCCUGGUUGGAGUCCAGAAUUAUUUGGAGAAGGCAGCAGAGAAGCUGAGGCCCAGCUCUCCCAUCAAAUUCCACAUUUCCAGCCGCACCGACGCCGGCGUCCACGCUUUGGCCAACGCUGCCCACCUGGACGUCCUCAGGGCUCCUGGCAAGGCCCCUUUCACUGGCCACCAACUUGCCCAAGGGCUCAACCACCACCUCAAGCCUGAGCCCAUCUCCAUCCUCAGUGCCCAGCGAGUUUCCAGCACCUUCCACGCCCGUUUCAGUGCCCUCUCCAGGACCUACAUCUACCGCCUGCUGCUGGGCUGUGCCCACCGGUCCCAAAUCCCCGUCUUCGAGCGGGAUCUGUGCUGGGCUCUGCCAGGAGGCCCCCUGGACGUCCCAGCCAUGAGGGAAGCAGCGCAGUUCCUGCUGGGCACCCACGACUUCAGCACGUUCCGCUCGCGGCGCGGCGACGGCGCCGCUCAGAACCCGCUCAGGACCCUGCUGCAGCUGCAGGUCCAGCCCGCCCCUGCCUUCCUGGCCCAGCACUACCUGCACAGGGAGCUGCAGCUGUGGGAGGUGCAGGUGCAGAGCCGAGCGUUCCUCUAUGGCCAGGUGCGCAGGAUGGUCGGGGCCCUGGUGGCCGUGGGCCGGGGCAGGCUGAGCCCUGGGCACGUCCGGGAGCUGCUGGAGCUGAAGGAUUCCCGAGCUUUCCCCCCCAGUGCCAUGGCCCCGGCCUCGGGGCUCUUCCUCAAAUCCGUGGAGUACAGUCAGGAAGAUCUGGCCAUCCCGAGUGUCCCAGCAGAAGAGGAGCUCCGUGGGCUCAGCUGA
Cinclus cinclus is the source of this 885-nucleotide messenger RNA. RefSeq names its product pseudouridine synthase like 1 (gene PUSL1). The record is from RefSeq and is a predicted model, not a curated record. The coding region runs from base 52 to 885 and encodes 277 amino acids. The transcript is spliced from 8 exons. Gene Ontology annotation, biological process: tRNA pseudouridine synthesis. NCBI's taxonomy places the organism in Eukaryota, Metazoa, Chordata, Aves, Passeriformes, Cinclidae. Gene Ontology annotation, molecular function: pseudouridine synthase activity; RNA binding.